AUGCCGGAAGCCAUCUUUCUAAUUUCCACUCUUUCUUCUUCUUCUAACACCAUUGCUACCCACAUCGACCGCCUAAGUAAGAAACAUCCUAAGAACAAUCAGGGAUUUGAAGGUGGUUGUGUGGCUAGGUUCCUUGGCAGGCUUUCUUUUGAACCUUUGAAAGAAAAUCAUCUCUUUGGUCCUUCUUCUAAUACAUUGGAAAAAUUGGGAGCCUUAAAAUGGGACAAGGUAGUGCAUGGCAAUCAAGCAUGGAGGCUUAUCACUUGCAUCUAGCUGCACGCUGGUGUUAUUCAUCUGCUUGCAAACAUGUUGAGCUUGAUCUUCAUUGGAAUUCACCUUGAACAACAAUUUGGAUUCAUGCGUGUUGGGCUUAUCUAUCUAUUGUCCGGUUUUGGUGGUAGCGUACUAUCGUCUCUUUUCAUUCAACGUAGCGUUUAUUGGUGCCUCGGUGCUUUAUUUGGCCUUCUUGGAGCAAUGUUGUCGAGGCUGGCGACUAAUUGGACUAUCUAUACAAAUAAGGUCAGCUCGAUCACACUCACGGUCAUCAUUGUCAUUAACUUAGCGUUGGGGAUUCUUCAUCACGUCGACAACUUUGCGCAUAUUGGAGGUUUCUUAACGGUUUUCUCCUCGAGUUCGUUUUGUGCUUCGUCCCCAAUUCGGUGGGUGGGACGUAAACAUCCUGCCGGUGCUCGUGUAACAUCUAAGCAUAAGGCAUACCAAUACCUAUUUUUGGUGAUAGAUGUUUUACUCAUUGUUGGUUUCACAGUGGGGUUGGUAAUCUUGUUUAGAGGAGAGAAUGGACAUGACCAUUGCAAUUGGUGCCAUUAGAAUUGUGUUCCUACAUCAAAAUGGCACUGUGGGAACUAA
This is a messenger RNA of Gossypium raimondii (Peruvian cotton), 867 nucleotides long. RefSeq names its product RHOMBOID-like protein 3. Gene Ontology annotation, molecular function: serine-type endopeptidase activity. Gene Ontology annotation, biological process: proteolysis. The record is from RefSeq and is a predicted model, not a curated record. Gene Ontology annotation, cellular component: membrane. Lineage: Eukaryota; Viridiplantae; Streptophyta; Magnoliopsida; Malvales; Malvaceae.